AACUAAACAUUGACAGUUCUUUUACAACUGCAGGCUGCAGCUUAGACUAAUGGGGUGAUCCCUUGGGUUUGUUCUCAAGACAAUUUAGAGAAUGUUGUUCUGGCUGUUUUGGUUCUCCUGACUUCAGAUGUAUUACGGUGUCCAUGGUCUACGGCAGUUUGUUGUUGCACAAGAAAACUGCACAAGCCAAGAUUUUUGCGUCGAUAUACGUUUGAAUUGGCUACUUUCACGAAAUGAAUCUCGGUCAGCUCAACGAUGCCCAGAGAGGUUUUUUGAAACAGUUUCGCGAGGCGGUCAAAGACUGCAAAUUACCCGACUCGGACGACACCUACCUUCUGAGAUGGCUCAUUGCUCGCGAUUUUGAUCUGGACAAGUCGGAAAAAAUGCUCCGUGAUGCGAUGGAAUGGCGCCAUCAGCACAAAAUCAACACUCUGCUGGACGACUUCAUUUCUCCGGAGGUAUUGGCCAAGUAUUUCUCAGCUGGAUACACUGGCGUAGACAAGCUGAAUAGCAGCUUGUUGAUCACUCGAUUCGGAGCAAUGGAUCUGAAGGGCAUGUUGCUAUCAGCCAAAAAGAGAGAUUAUCUAAUGACCGUGGUGGAAGUAGUGGAGAGAGGCAUCAGGGCAGCUCAGAAUAACCCAACCAAAUUCAAGCGAUCCCCCGAUUUCAUCUUCCAGAUGACCGUCAUUUUCGACAUGGCCGGAUUUUCAAUGCGUCACAUUACGUUCAAGCCAGUAGCCGUGGAGACUACCCUUCAGUUGCUCCAGAUAUCCGAGUCGAAAUACCCGGAACUACUCCGCUGCGUAUUUGUCAUCAACGCUCCCAAGAUUUUUGCCAUCCUCUACUCGAUGAUGAAACCUUUCAUGCACGAGAAAACCAAAAACAAGGUUCAAAUCUACAGUCACGAUUCCUCCAUAUGGAAAGCCGCUCUUUUAGCGGAAAUCGAUCCCGAUCAGUUACCCGUUUGCUACGGGGGAACCAUGACCGAUCCCGAUGGAAAUCCAAACUGCGUGACAAAAGUCGGUAUGGGCGGAGAAGUUCCACGAUCUUACUACCUCGAUGCCAAGCCUGAUCCGACCAAUAAGAAAACUUUUACCGUAUCCAGGGGAUCCAAAGAGCAAUUGGAGAUCCAAAUUAAACAAGCCGGAGCAAUCCUUAAAUGGGAUUUUUAUACGGAAGAAGGAGAUCUAGCAUUCGCUGUGUACAGGAAAAAAGACGACGAAUUGAUUCCGAUCGUUUCUCACGACCGGAUAGACUGUGACGUAUCACCGGAAGAGGGUGAAAUUCAGUGCGAUUACACUGGUGUCUAUGUGGUCGAAUUUGACAACAGCUACAGCUACUUCCGCUCAAAGAAGAUUUGGUUUUCCAUCACGGUUUAUAACGAACGAAUAGAGAACACGGAACCGUUUCAACCUUAAAGCAAAAAUACUCGAUUGCUUUUAAUUAAAGAAUUGUAGAAAAAUGUGGAGUACAUGAAAUCCGCGUUCUUACUUA
This is a messenger RNA of Daphnia pulicaria, 1494 nucleotides long. Its product is annotated as SEC14-like protein 4. The coding region runs from base 234 to 1418 and encodes 394 amino acids. The record is from RefSeq and is a predicted model, not a curated record. Gene Ontology annotation, cellular component: cytoplasm. The transcript is spliced from 9 exons. Lineage: Eukaryota; Metazoa; Arthropoda; Branchiopoda; Diplostraca; Daphniidae.